CCUGGCUCAGACGGUCACAGAAGGACGUCCUGCAGAAGAGAGUAGGAGCAGCAAGUCCUGAGAAAGAAAACCAUGGCCAAGGAGUGGGGCUACGCCAGCCACAAUGGUCCUGAACAUUGGCAUGAAAUUUACCCAAUUGCCAAGGGAGACAACCAGUCUCCUAUUGAGCUGCAUACCAAAGACAUCAAGCAUGAUCCCUCUCUGCAGCCGUGGUCUGCUUCUUAUGACCCAGGUUCGGCAAAGACCAUUUUGAACAAUGGAAAAACCUGCAGAGUUGUUUUUGAUGACACCUAUGAUAGAUCAAUGCUGAGAGGGGGCCCACUCACUGCACCCUAUCGACUGCGCCAGUUUCACCUUCACUGGGGCUCAUCAGAUGAUCAUGGCUCCGAGCAUACCGUGGAUGGAGUGAAAUAUGCCGCUGAGCUUCACAUGGUUCACUGGAACCCCAAAUAUGGCACUUUUGGAGAAGCUUUGAAACAGCCUGAUGGAAUUGCUGUUGUGGGCAUUUUUCUGAAGAUUGGACGUGAGAAGGGGGAAUUUCAGAUAUUGCUUGAUGCAUUGGACAAAAUUAAGACUAAGGGCAAGGAUGCUCCUUUCACACACUUUGACCCAUCUUGCCUUUUCCCGGCUUGUCGGGAUUAUUGGACUUACCAUGGCUCCUUCACCACUCCCCCUUGUGAGGAAUGCAUUGUUUGGCUUCUUCUGAAGGAACCGAUAACUGUGAGCUCGGACCAGAUGGCCAAACUCCGAAGCCUUUUCUUCAGUGCUGAGAAUGAGCCUCCUGUGCCCAUGGUGGAUAACUGGCGCCCUCCUCAGCCUCAGAAAGGCAGAGUUGUGAGAGCCUCCUUCAAAUAGAGCCAUCUUCGAAAUGGCUGCAAAAGCAAGGGAGUCAAUCCCCCAAUCAAUGCAUAGCUAAAUUGCACCUUCUUUUCAUGCUCUACACUCAAAACUCCUUUUUUCCAACUGUAAAACUGAGCAAUGUCACAAAUUGAUAUGCUAAAAUCUUCAGUUUCUAAUCUUAAAAUGAAAACAAAACAAAACAAAUGAAAGAAAAGGUCAUGUUUGAUUCUUUAUAACAAUUGUCUUUAACAAUAAUGAAAAUUAACACAUCUAGACAUGUUUUGAAGAAGAAGAGAAAGGAAGGGAAAAGACAAGUUGUAAUUGAUGGCUGGUCAAAUAUUUUCAUAAAUUACCAGCCCUUAACUUUAUUUUUGGUUUUACUGUGUCCGUACUAUGAGUUUCCAUCUUCAUAGAAGUAAUGUGUAAUCCAUCAUGUAAGAAUAGCAGCCUGUGGAAGGCAAAUGAUCAUAAUAUGCCAGAGUUAAAUUAAAUUGGUCAUGAAUUGCAACAAUGUUUUGAAGUUUUAAAUGAAAUAAAAGAGAAACACAAAUCUGAAGGAGAAAAGAAAUAGCAACUACUAUAAUUGAUUUAGCUUGAUAAUCAAAGUUAACUUUCUAAAGAAAUGGAAAUGUCUGGUUUAAUCCCAGGAUUAAUUGCAAUGGUGUUUCUUCUUCAUAAUGGUAAAUGAUUUUCUAUGUAGACUUUCUUGCCCAGCAUGAGGGCUAUGGAGCUGUACUCCUCCUACCUGUAUCUUUGCAUGCCUAUACACAGCUGACUAUGAUAGCCUUCUGGAUUCUGUUGGACUCACUGAUCUCAUGGCCACACCAUGCAGGAUUGUAUGAUUGUGCCUGGAAUAAUAGCAAUGUCAUAGAGUGCCAACCCAAAUAAAGACUCGUAUUGAAAAUGA
Gracilinanus agilis (Agile Gracile Mouse Opossum) is the source of this 1747-nucleotide messenger RNA. RefSeq names its product carbonic anhydrase 3 (gene CA3). Gene Ontology annotation, molecular function: zinc ion binding; carbonate dehydratase activity. The record is from RefSeq and is a predicted model, not a curated record. The coding region runs from base 73 to 855 and encodes 260 amino acids. Lineage: Eukaryota; Metazoa; Chordata; Mammalia; Didelphimorphia; Didelphidae. Gene Ontology annotation, cellular component: cytoplasm. The transcript has 7 exons.